This is a messenger RNA of Colletotrichum acutatum, 920 nucleotides long. Its product is annotated as ER protein Pkr1-domain-containing protein. NCBI's taxonomy places the organism in Eukaryota, Fungi, Ascomycota, Sordariomycetes, Glomerellales, Glomerellaceae. The transcript has a single exon. The record is from RefSeq and is a predicted model, not a curated record. Gene Ontology annotation, biological process: vacuolar proton-transporting V-type ATPase complex assembly. The coding region runs from base 316 to 894 and encodes 192 amino acids. Gene Ontology annotation, cellular component: endoplasmic reticulum membrane.
GUUUUGAAAAGAAACAGAACAUCCUACCCCGGUCAUCUUUCCGAAGCAGCUCUCAUAAGCUAGAACAGACCGGAAUCCACUCCUCCAAAGCUCCCUGCCCAAAAGCGAAAUACUCCACCAAGAAACAUCACACCCAACCACUACAAACAAUACCGCGGCCAGUCUUCACUCUGUCAAGCCGCGCAUCACCUCCGCGAAAUCGAACGCAACGAUCGAGCGAUACGAGAACAACAUUUGAUCUGCCGAAGACGAACCUGUGCAUCCGUAAACGCCAUACAUAACAUAGACAUCGAAGCCCCUCCUUCCACAUCAAUCAUGGCGGCCUUCGUCACCAACCUCUGGGAGUCAAUCUUCACCCCAGGCCCAACACCGACUCUCCUUCGCGCAACCAACGCAACCUUUGCCGCCCUCCAGCUCCUUCUCGGCGUCCUCCUUCUCGCCACCUGGAGCAUCCACUUCGUCAUCCUCUCUUUCCUCAGUGCGGGCCUCUGGUACGCUAUUAACUGGUUCGUCGUCGAGCUGGCCGAACACGCAGAGAAAGAGGCCAAGAAGGCGCGCGGUACCGAUACAUCCGCCGGCGGAGCAGCAGGAGGCAGCGUGGCAGGGGCCAAUACUCAAGGAACGGACGAUAGCGACACCGAAGUUGAGGGCGGCGCCAUUGUUGGCGGCGUAAGGGGUGGCGCUCGCGGGAGGAAGGGCGUUGUGGGCGGUAGCAGCCAGGUCGAGACAGCUGCGGAGCAGCAGCAAGCGGCCGACUUGAAGCGUCGCACCGCUGUUUCCGCCGCCGCCGAGUCUGGAGCUGAAGAUGCCACUAACGGGGGUACGCAGUCGAGCGUGAGCACCGAGGAUGAGUGGGAAAAGGUUUCAGAGAACGAGAACGAGAAGGACAAGUGAAUGAGCGUCGAGGCGCGACGACGACG